Molecule: messenger RNA, 1053 nt
Organism: Didymodactylos carnosus
Lineage: Eukaryota; Metazoa; Rotifera; Eurotatoria; Philodinida; Philodinidae
Source: the annotation of a GenBank genome assembly
GUUGUGAGUGCUUGCGUUUGUUUUCUUUUGAUGUGGAAAGAAGAAUAGAUUAUGUAUAAAAGUGCUGGUAUUUAGAAAGAAGAGAAAAAACAAUUAUUAACAUGUUGAUGUUAAAAACAACAAACUGCAUUAAUUGUUAAAGCUUAUUAUGAUGAUUUAAACCAAACUCAUCCCGAAAUUCGACGAUUUACAAUUGAUAUUGCAUCUGGUAGAAAUAUUUAUCAGGAAUUAGAAGCAAAAAUUGCUCAACUGAAUUCGGAUUAUGUCAAUGGUCAAUUUACACUUCAAUACAUCGACGAAGAUAAAGAUCGUAUAACAUUUUCAUCUAAUGAUGAAUUACGAUCCGCUAUUAGUGUGAAUAAUGAUGGCUUAAUAAAAAUAUUUGUUAAAUCAAAACAGCAACAGCGAAAAGGUGACGAAAAUAUUCAUCAUGCUGGUGUUAUAUGUGAUGGAUGUCAGGGUCAUGUGUAUGGUAUUCGUUAUAAAUGUGUUGAAUGUCCCGACUAUGACUUAUGUGAAACAUGUAUGAGCAAAGGUUUACAUUCAGAACAUAAUAUGUUAAUAUUGAUAAAACCAUGGUCACGUCAUUGUCCCUAUCUCGGUGGUCACCGAUUUGGAAAAAAUCUUUCAUCAUUUGGAGUUGAUCCGAAAAUGUCGACAACAACUACAAAUGAUACGAAUCCAGAAACGGCAAAACUAGAAGAAGCCGGUGCAGCAUGUUCUUCAGCAUCGACGUGCACAGAACCAAAAACAAACCCGCCAUCUUCACAACCAUCAUCUACCACAACAACCGGUGCAUCUGCCAACGUUUCACCAUGGGAACAACUAGCAUCCAUGUUUACUACAAUGAUGAAAAACCAAACCGCUCCGGCAACUAACGAAGCCGAUGAAGAGGCACGCGAAAAGAAAAAGAUAGAUGAAUGUGUCGAACGUAUGACUGCAAUGGGUUUUAUGAACACAAAUGGUGUAUUAGCAGAAUUAAUCAAGGCAAAAAACGGUGAUCUCAAUCAAGUGCUAGAUGCAUUAAAUCCAAGAAAUUACAACAAAAAUUAA